AUUUACGAAACCAUACCCUGUAUAUACGAAGCAGUUUAAUAAAUAUCAAACACCGCCACAAUGUGUAUGUUGCAAACAAGAUAAUCAUCGACAAAUAUAUAUAACCAAUCUGGACAUCGAAUCGAUAGCAGGAGUAAUCAAUCGGCUUACCAUACUUAAAUCCGAUUUGAAACCCCGAAAUCGACGACGCCAUUUAGCUCUAGCAUUUCACCAAGCACAUGGUGAGUGCUGCGUCGAAUCACACUUCUUCAUCUACAUUGAGAAUUCUCUGGCCGCGUACUGAUUUAUUUUCUUCUGCGCCUAAUUUUCUCGGAUUUUUGGCGUAGACGAGGAUGACGAUCGACGACUUGUUCGAGCUUUUGUCGAGCACUUUGUGAAUAUCACGCUGUUAGCUUCGUCUUCAUCCGACUCUUGGGAUUUCUUGAUGACGCACGGAACGACGACGAGAUUGAGUCUGAAGCGAGCUGGCGAGGACACGAAUCCAGUGAGGGCUCUGGCGACGACGAAGUCACGAGCAAGGGAGGACGGGUUCAGUAGCUCGACGACAGACGCAAGCACGCGCAAAGCCCGAUGAACGAAGAGCGAGUGCACCACAGUGACAACGAGUAGGCGCGCAAGCGCUAACGCGAGCCAGGGGCAAGCACGAGUGCUGGGGACAACAGACGACACCCGGCGAGCAUGCAGCGAGGCACGCAGCAGCGACGACAGUCGAAUCGGCAACAGAGCGUUGGUGAACUCGAUGAAUACGACCACGGACGUGGGCUGGCGCGGAUAGGACAACGGCGACUGGUGAGCCCAACAGAGGAGCUUGCGCAACGACAACCAAACAGUGAAGCACACGCGCGCAGCCAGGGACUCAACGGGACGCUGGUUCCAGGGAGCCGCGCGAGAGGGAGCAAGAAGCCAAUCCAACGGUGGUUCAGCAGCAUGCGAUGGCUGGGUCCGAGGGGGCAAGUACCCAAGCCAAGCGGCAUGUUGAGGUCAGCACUCCGAGCGUACAUGCUUUGUGCCCAUGUCCGCGAUGAACCAGCCGCAGGAGAAUCCCGGACUCGGGCAUGGAGGAAGCAGAUGGCGCCCGAGCUGGGAGGGAGCUCCGGCCGGACUCGACAGAGGAAGCUGGGGGGUUGCGACUUCCAUGGCCGAGUAGAGAACCGGCAUGGGCGCGGCGACCAGCGCCAUAGCGGGGCGGAGUUCGGGGAGGGGCUCGGUAGAGCGCGAGCAAGCAGAGAGCGCGGCGCGCGGCGACGGGGGCUCGGGAAAAGGGAAGCCGCGGCGCGUGCGCAGGGAGGAGCGGCCGAGCUAGGCAUCAGAGAGAGAGAGAGAGCAGCAGCAGCGGCAGAGGAAGAGGGAGGAGCUUGGGCGCGCCAUGGCUGGGAGCUUGGGGAAAAAGCCGCGUCAUGGGGGAAGCAAGGGACCAGGAGCGAGCAGGAAGGGCACGCGGCAGGGGGAGAGAGGAGCGGCUCGGAAGAUGGCGGAAGCUUGUGCGACGACGACUGGAUAAAGCUCCUGCGCGUGUAGGAGAUGAGGACGAGGAAGCGACGACCAAAAAAAUCAGAGAGCAAAAGAUCUGAACAGAGGCAGCGGAAGGAUAGGGAUGGAGGGAUUUUCUUUUCAGAUUUUACAUUUUCCUCUUUUUUAUAAAUAAAAUUGCAGAUAUUUUGGAUCAUAAUUUUUAGUGAUGUACACUGGGUCAACCCGCUAUACGGCUACAUAUUUCUUUCUAUGAA
This is a messenger RNA of Zea mays, 1727 nucleotides long. RefSeq lists its product as uncharacterized. Lineage: Eukaryota; Viridiplantae; Streptophyta; Magnoliopsida; Poales; Poaceae. Bases 679 to 1518 code for a protein of 279 amino acids. The transcript has a single exon. The record is from RefSeq and is a predicted model, not a curated record.